AUGCAUUUCGAUCUGGUGGCUGGCCACGAGGACCGCGACAGGGAGAAUUUCACCCUCGCCAGCCGGGAUUCGCACAGGUGGUACGCCUAUGCCGACAUGCAGCCCAGAGAGGUGAUCCUGAGGAAGGAUUUCGACUCCGACCAGAGCGCACCGCAAGGCGUGUUCCACGCCGCCGCGAUAGCUCAGGGCUCGGACUUGCGCAGACGCAGCUUGGAGGUCAGGCUGAUCGCGUUCUUCGAAGAGUCUGGGACCAAGGCUGCCGAAGCCGAGAUGCUCUCGCCGAAGGUCAGCAUGCGCAACCGGCAGCUUAUCGGCAUGCUGCCGCCUCACGAGUAA
Prorocentrum cordatum is the source of this 336-nucleotide messenger RNA. NCBI's taxonomy places the organism in Eukaryota, Dinophyceae, Prorocentrales, Prorocentraceae. The record is from the annotation of a GenBank genome assembly.